This is a messenger RNA of Cladophialophora immunda, 2451 nucleotides long. RefSeq lists its product as uncharacterized. NCBI's taxonomy places the organism in Eukaryota, Fungi, Ascomycota, Eurotiomycetes, Chaetothyriales, Herpotrichiellaceae. The transcript has 4 exons. The record is from RefSeq and is a predicted model, not a curated record. Bases 444 to 2429 code for a protein of 661 amino acids. Gene Ontology annotation, biological process: transmembrane transport. Gene Ontology annotation, molecular function: transmembrane transporter activity.
CAUGAAUCUAUCAUCGCCUCAACGACGGAGCCCAAAAUUUUCUGCAGGCCCGCUAGGGCUGCGGUAUGGAUUGCCGGCCCACUGAAUGGCCAGAGAACCAAUACAUCGCCAGGCAUUUGACGGUCUCCGUGACCGGCUAUUGUCCCUGCGAUCUCCUCAUGCCUGUCGACGCUUUUAUCUGCCACUAUGAUGCUAUGGCUGGUUCUUAGACCUCGAUUUUCCCUCCUCUGUUCCUCUCCUCCUCUCCUUCUCCGGCGUUGUUGGACUUUUGGUCUACGAAGCAGAAGAGAUCCAUAGCCAAGAGGCUUGCCCAUGAUCACUCAACAGGCGAUAGGCACGCCUAAAAUUGCGUUCAAGAUCCCCGAUCAACCCCACCACGCCCACGAGACCCAAGCUUUUGCCAGAGACUCUCUCUUUCUCACCGAGUGCCCCGGCUGGACUUGAUGUCGGGAGGUUCCUUUGUCGCGGAUCAACACGCCCCAAAGAUCCCAGCAUCAUCAAGUGGCAACCGCUCUGCGUUUGACUCUACCAAACACCAAGAAACACAAACUGUUCGCUCGUGCGCGGAGACGCGGCACUCACCGUCGCAAAGCGAGGCAUCUCACACCAACGGACAUGGCGCCCUCGAGAGGAUACCCACUGCUCAAGAAGAGCUGCCAAACACUGUCCAGGCCGAACGAACAGUAACCGAUGCGGGUGGGGGACCAAUCCAUUCCGUCUUCACAAAGAACCAAAAGCUAUUCAUAGUGUUUAUGGCGUCGUGGGCUGGGUUCUUUUCCCCUGUAUCCGGCCAGAUCUAUUUCCCUGCUCUGAAUGCAUUAGCGAAAGAUUUGCAUGUCUCGAAUUCAUUGAUUAACUUGACUCUGACCUCUUAUAUGAUAUUCCAAGGCCUUGCCCCUACGUUUGUUGGAGAUCUUGCUGAUGCUGCUGGUCGGCGUCCCGCAUAUGCCGUUUGUUUUACUAUCUACAUCCUCGCCAACAUUGGUCUUGCACUUCAAAACAGUUAUGCCGCGCUAUUUGUCUUGCGCUGCUUCCAGAGCUCAGGUUCUAGCGCCACUAUAGCCAUGUGUAGCGCCGUUGUGUCCGACGUUGCCACCGCGGCAGAAAGAGGUAGAUACAUGGGCUUUACCCUUGCAGGUUCUCUGCUCGGUCCAGCGAUAGGCCCCGUCGUUGGAGGUGUCCUCGCCCAAUUCUUGGGGUGGAGGGCUAUCUUCUGGUUCCUGAUGAUCAUGGGCUCUGCCUUCAUGGUUGUCUUUGCGAUUUUCUUUCCGGAGACAGCUCGUACUCAGGUCGGCAACGGUUCUAUCCCACCAAAAGGCUGGAACAUGUCUCUGAUGAACUACCUGGCAAUACGCAAAGCUCGAAAGUUGCGUCCUCGGGACCAGAUGUCCUCGAAAGACGAUCAAUCCCAAAGCGAGACCCGGCAGAAAAAGAAGUUUCGUUUCCCCAAUCCCCUGCGGUCUCUUCAUAUCAUCAUGGACAAGGAGAACGCACUGCUUCUUUUCUAUAACGCUUUCCUGUUUGCCGCCUUUUACGAUGUCACAGCCAGCUUGCCUUCUCAACUGCAAGCGAUUUUUGGUUUCAACGAACUACAGAUCGGCUUGUGCUUUAUUCCUUUCGGCUGUGGGUCCCUAUGUGCUGCCCUGACGAAUGGACAACUCUUGGACCGUAACUUUGCCCGUUGGUGCAAGAAGCUGGGAGUGAAGAUCCGCAAGGGACGAAAUCAGGACCUGAGCAAUUUCCCGAUUGAAAAGGUGAGGCUGCAAAUCGCCAUUCCCGCCGUGUAUCUUACGUCAAUGUUGGUUCUUGCAUUCGGCUGGAUCCUGGAUGUCAAUGGCCCUCUCCCGGCAUUACUGGUGGUCCUCUUCUUCACGAGCUUCAGCAUGUCUAUUGCAUUCAACGUCACGAGCACGCUCUUGGUUGAUUUCUAUCCUAGAGCCCCUGCGACGGCAACGGCAGCCAACAACCUUGUCAGAUGCGGCCUAGGUGCAGGCGCCACGGCCGCCGUGAUCCCCAUGAUCGAUGCGUGGGGACGAGGCUGGACAUUUACAUUUUUGACUUUGGGGCUAGUUACGACUUCGCCGAUGCUUUGGGCCGUGUAUUUCUGGGGGAUGAAGUGGAGAACAGAGCGAAGAGAACGGGAGACGAGGGCGAGGCAGCUGAAAGAGGCAAAGCUGAACCGGGAGAGCUCUGGCGAGAAUGGGUGUGUGACGGAAGACAAUGAAAAGCCACCUGUCGAAGGGGGAGCUGUCGAGAUGACGGCCAUGGCCGAGAAGGACCAAGAAAAGGGGUUCGGCUAUCACGAGUCAUCAAAGGACAUGUCCAAAGUACGAGGUGAGGAUAGGGACCAGGAUCUUGACGAUGUUACGAGCCGGGAAGAACAGGAUAUCACGCUGUCAAGAUCGUUUUCAUAUGAGUCUGGAUAUUAAUUGAGUAAUCAACAAGUUUGUG